GCUCCACGUGUCCACUAUUUCACUACUGCUAUACACGCUUUCUCCCAGCAGCAGUAACCAGUUUGCGCAAGAAAUUUUUGUCAAAAACAAAAUUAUUUAGUAGUAGAAUCACCAAUUUCGGAACAGAGGAGUAUUUUUAAAAUCAUUCGUAAAAGUUUUGCUGGGGAGAUUGUCCUUUGUAGAGGAAGGGUUUGGCUUGGCUUGGCUGCGCAAGAAAAUUAAAGUACGGGAAAUCCAUAAUCAUUAGACCAGAUCAGUUGGGAAAUUAUUUGUUGUUAUUGCACAACGUAACUGCGCCGUGCCUAAAGUUAACCUUGAAAGGACAGUGACGGGGAAGGAGUAGUAGUUUAUUUUUUGAUUGGAAGAAGACAAGAAGGGGUCAUCAUGUCGGAUUCAUCGUCAGAUGCGGAUCGUAAUGUGGAGAUGUGGAAGAUUAAGAAGCUUAUUAAAAGCUUGGAACAGGCUAGAGGGAACGGGACAAGCAUGAUUUCUCUCAUUAUUCCACCAAAGGACCAGAUUUCUAGAGUAAGUAAGAUGUUAGCCGAUGAGUUUGGAACAGCGUCCAAUAUUAAGUCACGGGUCAACAGGCUUUCUGUCCUUGGCGCUAUCACCUCGGUCCAACAAAAGCUCAAAUUAUACACCAAAGUUAACCCCAACGGGCUUGUGAUUUACUGCGGCACAAUCGUCACAGAUGAAGGAAAAGAGAAAAAAGUUAACAUUGAUUUCGAACCGUUUAAACCAAUUAACACCUCGUUGUACCUCUGCGACAACAAAUUUCACACCGAAGCUCUGACCGCUCUGCUUGCUGACGAUAACAAGUUUGGGUUUAUUAUUAUGGAUGGUAAUGGUGCCCUAUUUGGAACUUUGCAAGGCAAUACUAGAGAAGUUUUACACAAGUUCACUGUCGACCUCCCGAAAAAACACGGUCGUGGUGGUCAAUCUGCUCUUCGAUUUGCCCGUUUGAGGAUGGAAAAGCGACACAACUAUGUACGAAAAGUGGCGGAAGUAGCAACCCAGUUGUUUAUUACUAAUGAUAAGCCCAACAUAUCUGGCCUUGUUUUGGCUGGUUCUGCAGAUUUUAAAACCGAGUUGAGUCAGUCGGACAUGUUUGAUCAGCGAUUGCAAGCCAAAAUCAUCAAGUUAGUUGACGUGUCUUACGGCGGAGAGAAUGGCUUCAAUCAGGCCAUUGAACUGGCUGCAGAGUCCUUACAAAAUGUUAAAUUUAUUCAAGAAAAGAAAUUAAUUGGACGUUAUUUCGACGAAAUCAGUCAGGACACCGGAAAAUACUGUUUUGGAGUGGAAGACACGCUGAAGGCCCUAGAGUUGGGAGCAGUAGAAACAUUGAUCUGUUGGGAAAAUUUGGAUAUCCAAAGAUACGUAUUGAAAAACCAUGCAAGCGCAGUUGAAAAUAUUCUACACCUUACUCCAGAACAAGAAAAAGAUAAGUCCCAUUUUUCAGAUAAAGAGACGGGGGUGGAGCUGGAACUCGUAGAAUGUACACCAUUUUUAGAAUGGAUAGCCAAUAAUUACAAAACUUUCGGAGCUACUUUAGAAAUUAUAACGGACAAGUCUCAGGAGGGGUCUCAAUUUGUUAGAGGAUUUGGAGGCAUUGGAGGAUUGUUGCGCUACAAAGUUGAUUUACAAAGCCUUCAGUUUGACGAGUUAGAUGCAGAUUUUGAUUAUGACGACUACUAAAAAAACUGCCAACUCGACGGACUACACCGACCGACGCAGUGUUGUGAUGAAAACUCUCACUUUCUUCUACGUUUCCGUUUAAGUCAAAUUUAAUUAAAUUUGUUAAUGGUAAACUUGUUAAAACUCUAUAAUAUGGAAACUUUCAUGUGAACCCCACUUCCGAAUCAGUAUGAAAAGAUUAGUUCAUUUUGUAAUGUGAAUCUUUUACAUUUGAAACAACUUUAAUACAUGCAGAACGAUUGCAUAAUUUUUUACUCCCCUGCUUAAAAGUAUGAGUUCCAUGUGCAAAAGUUCUACACGCUCUGAAACAAUAAAAACGUUAUCCAAAUCUGGAA
This is a messenger RNA of Folsomia candida, 2030 nucleotides long. RefSeq names its product eukaryotic peptide chain release factor subunit 1 (gene eRF1). The record is from RefSeq and is a predicted model, not a curated record. NCBI's taxonomy places the organism in Eukaryota, Metazoa, Arthropoda, Collembola, Entomobryomorpha, Isotomidae. The coding region runs from base 385 to 1695 and encodes 436 amino acids. Gene Ontology annotation, biological process: cytoplasmic translational termination. Gene Ontology annotation, molecular function: sequence-specific mRNA binding; translation release factor activity, codon specific. The transcript has 12 exons. Gene Ontology annotation, cellular component: cytosol; translation release factor complex.